This is a messenger RNA of Carya illinoinensis, 937 nucleotides long. RefSeq lists its product as uncharacterized. Lineage: Eukaryota; Viridiplantae; Streptophyta; Magnoliopsida; Fagales; Juglandaceae. The record is from RefSeq and is a predicted model, not a curated record. Bases 187 to 660 code for a protein of 157 amino acids. The transcript is spliced from 5 exons.
GUAUAGCCGAAAUUUGCAGACCCAAUUUAGCCGGCAAAAGCGCGCACACGCUUCUCUCUCUAUUCAUUACGACGUCGUUCCUUGUCUUGCUCAUAUUAUCUCUCCUUGUCUGUCUCCGGUCUUUUGAUUCAAACCGAACAAGUUUCGAAUCUCUGUCUUCAUUUUUCGAGUCCCGUCCGUACAGCUAUGGCCUUCGUCUCGUUCGUCGGGAGAGUCCUCUUCGCCUCCGUGUUCAUUCUCUCGGCUUAUCAAGAGUUCAAUGAUUUUGGUGUUGAUGGUGGACCUGCAGCAAAGUAUCUGAGACCAAAAUUCAAUGUUUUGUCAAAUCACAUAUCAUCUCAGACUGGGUUGCAACUGCCAGAAGUUCAAACUAAACAUUUAGUGGCUGCUGCAAUAGCAUUGAAGGGCUUUGGGGGUCUUCUUUUCAUCUUUGGCAACUCUCUUGGAGCUUUUCUUCUGCUUCUGCAUCAGGCAAUCGCUACUCCAAUAUUGUACGACUUCUAUAACUAUGAUGUUGAGAAGAAAGAAUAUACCCAACUCUUUCUGAAGUUUACACAGAAUUUGGCAUUGUUGGGAGCAUUGCUCUUCUUCAUUGGAAUGAAGAACUCCAUGCCAAGGAGACAACUGAGGAAAAAGGCUCCCAAAUCCAAAACAGUGUGAAUGGAAAUUUUGGUAAUAGAAGGGUUAUGCAAGUUGAUCGGUUCAACGAUGCCGCUGUAUUGUUCAGGAACUAAUUUUGUAUGUCAUUCAGUGCUUCUCUUUCAAAAGAUUAGGGUUACGGAUUUGGGAUAAAAAAAAAAAUCCAUCUUUGUUUUGAGGGGUGCUGUUUCCUAUUGAGCCUAUUUAUGGACAUUUCAAUUUUGGUUUUGAAAGAUUUGCAAUCUAUGGAUGUGUCAGAACUUGGAUUGAUUAACUGGGUCGGAUAUGGUGUUUCUUA